UGUGAGGAGGGGUCCUGUGGUCUGAGAUAGCAUGACAGGAGCAGGAGGGGUCUAUGCACCGCUAUUUUUUAUUUUGAGAUAAGAUCUCACUGUUGUUAGGUCGUUCAGUCUCAUAUCUUGAACUGGAGAUCCUCCUGCCUCAGCCUCCCAGAAUUCUGCCACUGACCGUUAGGGUCACAAGGGCGAAACCAUUCAAUAGCAUUAAGCAUACUGACCUGCUUGUGCUACUGUCACCAGUCUCCACCUCCAGAACGUCUUCACCUUCUUAAACGACAGCCUGACCCCUCAGCAUAGCCAGCCCCACUCUCGAAGCCAUGGCAGAGGGUCCCAGACAGCGGAUCUGCUCUGGCUUCAUUUCCCGAGGUGGAUUUGGGGACGGGGAUGUGAGCGGGACAGGCCACAGCCCCGCUGCAUGGGGGACCAACCGUAAACAGAGAGAUUCAUGCUGGGUGUGGUGGGGCUGCCUGUCCCCAUCGCACUCUGGGAGGCUGAGACAGGAGGGUUACAAACUCAAGCCCAGACUGAGCAGUUGAGUAAUCUUACAAAAACCCUGAUUCAAAAUAAAAAAGGGCUGAGACUGUGGCUCAGUACAGAGGCCCUGGGUUCCAUCACUAGAGACAGACAAGACAGACAGGCAGCGCAGAUUCCAUGAAAACCUCGGAGCUGCCCUUGAACCAGCCCCGGGUGUGUUGGGUUUGUUCUGCCCUGGCGCCGUGGCCCCCUCUGCUCUGCACCCGGGUGCCUGGUUGUGUGUAGCUAUCCUUGCCUGUGUGUGUGUCACAGCCACAUGUGUGUACGCGCAUGCGCACGUCUACCUGACAGCCGGGCGCGUGCGCCGAGUCUGGCUUUAUCCCGUUAGGGCCUUUAAUCCUCUAAAACCUGAGCAGCCACAAAACGCAUGAGAGACUGAGCCCGGAGAAGGGGUCAUGGCCAGCGUGAUAACCCUGGGUGCAAGCAGCCUGUAAUCUCGCACGUGGGAGGCUGAGGCAGGAGGAUUCCCCUGAGUUUGAGGCCAGCCUAAACUAACAGUGACAUGCUGUCUCAAAAAACCAAACCCAAUCAGUCAAUCCGGCAUGAAGCUAAUAAAAACCCACUAUACUUGAAUAUUUAGAACUCAGUGGGAGCCAGGUAUGGUAGCUCACCUGUCACCCAGCAUUUUAAAAUUACCUUUCUUUUUUUUACAUAGGGUCUUGCUUUUCAGAGACAAGCUGGCCUUGAACUCACUAGUCCAGCCUGACCUCAAAGUCGCAGAGAUCCUCCUGCCUCAGCCUCCCAAGUGCUGGGAUUACAAACAUGCACCACCAUGCCCGGCCCCACCCCAAGAUUCUUUUUUUUUUCACCCCAAUAUUGUUGAAGGCUGAGGCGGAAGGAUCACAAGUUCACACCCAACCUGGGCAAUUUAGUGACUUAUCAAGCCCCUGUCUUAAAAACUACAAAUGGGCUGGGGAGGUAGCUCUGUGCAAAGGCCCUGUGUUCUUACCUGGGUACCUCUUCAGGGGAAGACAGGAAUAGCAGGAGGGGCCCUUGGAGGCUGAGUUUAGCUUCCCGGGGUGGGAAACUGUCUGGAGACUCAGCUUUAGGCCCCAAGAGCACUUGUUUAAAAAAAAGAUCACUUCAAUUAACAAAAGGAAACAGAACGCGCCUGGCAUUCCAAACAAGGAGAUUUUUUCUUUUCUGUUAGCAUUGUGGUUCAUCUCAGUGAAAUUCCUGCUCCUCCUGGUAAAUGGCAUCUCUUGCUCAGAGCGCCGUCCCCCUUCCCCCGGGAAGGUUCCUUGAGGCUUUGACCCCUGAAUUCUGGAUCAGGGAGGGAAUGGCCCCCAGAAACCAGAAAGCACAGGUGAGGAAAAAAACCGGUUUCAAAUUCCGAGAAGGGGCCGGCGGCGGUUGCCAGGAAGCAGUGGUGCAAUCCUGCUGCCCGCUGCUGCCCGGCUGGGCUGUGACCCUGAGAGGAACCGGACCACGGUGGAGCGGGCACUUCCUCUCUCUCGGCUGGAACCACACCCCUGGCCAGGCGGGUACAAGACCACGGGCCCCAGGCCCAAGGAGUCCCGGAGGAGCAAGAGGCCAGCCACCAUGUCCUGCCAGAACAGAGGGCAGCAGCAGAGACCAGGGGGCCUCAACUCCCGUCUUUCAAGAAUCCUGUUCCGGCUACUGCUGUGUGUGGCCUCAGCCCAGGGCAGCUUCCCCAGCUCCCUGACCCCCAGGUCAGAAGAGUGCCUGACCUACCAGUCGGUCAACAGCAGCUCUGUGGUCUGCUUCUCACCGGCCACAUUCCCCAGCCUCCUCCCCAAUGACACCACGCUUCUGGCUGUGGAGUUUUCCAACCUGACCCAGCUGCCGGCCGAAGCCCUGCGCGGGGUCCCCUGCCUCCGGGAGCUGCACCUCUCCAGCAACCGGCUGGAGGAGCUGCCGGCCAAGCUCCUGGCGCCGGUGCCCGGCCUAAAGGUGCUGGAUCUCACCCACAACGCGGUCACUCAGCUGCCUCCGGGCCUCUUCCGGGGCUCGGCUGCCCUGGACACUCUGGUGCUGAGGCAGAACAGGUUGGAGACCGUGCGGGUCUCCUGGCUGCGCGGCCUGAAAGCUCUGAGCUUCCUGGAUCUGUCUGCAAACCGCCUCCGGUCGCUGGGCCCCGGGCUGCUGGCCCACCUCACCGGCCUGCGCCACCUGCACCUCGGGGACAACCAGCUGGAGGUCCUGCCGCCUGACCUCCUGCGGGGCCCGCUGGACCUGGAACGGCUGCACCUGGAAGGGAACCGACUGCAGGUGCUCGAGGAGGACCUGCUGUCACCCCAACCCGGCCUGCGUUACCUUUUCCUCGGCAACAACUGGCUGACCACGGUGGCGGCCGGCGCCUUCCGAGGCCUGAGGCGGCUGGACCUGUUGGACCUGUCCAAUAAUCAGCUGAGCACCGUACCCAGGGGACUGUGGGCACCGCUGGGAAAGCCCGCCCGGGACAUGCUGCACGGCUUUGACCUCUCUGGCAACCCCUGGGUCUGUGACGGGGACCUGGAAGACCUGUGUCGCUGGCUGGCAGCCAACAGUCACAUGAUGUUCUUCCUGAACGAGACCCGCUGUGCUGGCCCCGAGGCCCUGAAGGGCCAGACGCUGCUGGCCGUGGCAGGCGUCCAGUGAGGUGCUGGGCCAGGAGAACCGGGCCACCCGCUUUGUGUGAGGGAGACGCCGGGGUCCCCGGAGCUACCGGGACCCAUUUCAGCCCCGCUCCCCCAAUUCCUCGGUGCACUUCUGGGCUUUCUUGCCUUUGGUCACGCUGUGCCCUUGACCUCCAGUGCUGCCCCCUAUUUCCAGGAUCCCGUGGUCUCUGCCUGUCCCCUCGGCCCCUGUCCCCCUCUCUGGCCAAACCCCGGCCACACUGGAGUUUCUGCCUCAGCUUCCCUCAGCUUUGGGGGUUCCUGAAUCCCAGGCCUGAGGCCCAACCCGGGGGAGCCAGAGUCACCCGCUGAGUUAAUAGAGUUAAUAAAUAACCGUUGAGCGCAGUGGGAGAAAACCA
This is a messenger RNA of Cavia porcellus (domestic guinea pig), 3508 nucleotides long. It is a transcript of the gene Lrg1, whose product is annotated as leucine rich alpha-2-glycoprotein 1. The transcript has 2 exons. Gene Ontology annotation, molecular function: protein binding. Lineage: Eukaryota; Metazoa; Chordata; Mammalia; Rodentia; Caviidae. The record is from RefSeq and is a predicted model, not a curated record. Bases 2074 to 3132 code for a protein of 352 amino acids.